AUGUGUCAAUCUAAACUCCACAAUCUCCUCACCGCCAUCCCCAAGGUCGAGCAGCACUUACACAUUGAGGGAACUCUUGAGCCGGCCCUGCUCUUUUCCCUAGCUUCCAAGAACAAUAUCCCAUUACCUCCGGAUCCCGUGUAUACAUCGUCUGAGACGCUGGUAGCGCGAUACCAGCGCUUCACCAGCCUCGAUGACUUCCUCCACUACUAUUACCUGGGGAUGAGCGUCCUCAUCACCGCGCAAGACUUUGAGACCCUGGCCUGGGAGUACUUCACCAAAGCUGCGAGUCAAAAAGUCCGCCAUGCAGAAGUAUUCUUCGAUCCGCAGGCACACACCUGCCGGGGUGUAUCCUACGAUACCGUCAUGGAGGGCCUCCUGGCAGCCAAGCAACGAGCUCAAAAGGAGUUCAACAUGACGGUCGAGUACAUUGUCUGCAUACUUCGCCACCUACCCAUCUCCGACUCCCACGCCCUCGUCGACACGGUCCUCUCAAAAGGCCACUUCACUGACGGAACCCUCAUCGGCUUCGGCAUGGUAUCCAGCGAGAAGAACUUCCCUCCACACCUCUUCCGCGAUAUCUACACCCGCGUUGCCGCCACAGGCACGCACCUCACUACACAUGCCGGUGAGGAAGCCGGUCCCGGAUUCGUCACCGAAGCCCUCUCCCAGCUCAACGUCGAGAGAAUCGAUCACGGCCUCGCAUCAGCUCAGGAUCCAGACCUGCUCAACCACCUGGCCACGUCCAAAACCUUACUCACCUUUUGUCCCUGGUCCAACGUCGUCUUGUGCAACCUCCCGAAACUCGAGGACGCACCCGUCAAGAAAUUUCUCGAGGCUGGCGUGCGUUUUAGUUUGAACAGCGACGACCCCGCCUACUUUGGAGCGUACAUACAAGACGUGUACUGCAGAGUACAAGAGACGUUUCACCUUACCGUCCAGGACUGGGAUUGGAUUGUCAGGGGUGCCGUGGCGGGAAGCUGGUGCAGCAGUGAGCGAAAGGACGAAAUCACAAGGGAGUUGGAUUCCGUCUUGGCAGCUUUUGCGGCUGAGACCUGA
Messenger RNA from Pochonia chlamydosporia 170, 1059 nucleotides. Its product is annotated as adenosine deaminase. Gene Ontology annotation, biological process: hypoxanthine salvage; adenine catabolic process; purine ribonucleoside monophosphate biosynthetic process. Gene Ontology annotation, molecular function: adenine deaminase activity. The transcript has a single exon. Gene Ontology annotation, cellular component: nucleus; cytosol. The record is from RefSeq and is a predicted model, not a curated record. The coding region runs from base 1 to 1059 and encodes 352 amino acids. Lineage: Eukaryota; Fungi; Ascomycota; Sordariomycetes; Hypocreales; Clavicipitaceae.